Acanthopagrus latus (yellowfin seabream) is the source of this 1217-nucleotide messenger RNA. Its product is annotated as tubulin alpha chain-like. The coding region runs from base 16 to 915 and encodes 299 amino acids. Gene Ontology annotation, molecular function: GTP binding; structural constituent of cytoskeleton. The transcript has a single exon. Gene Ontology annotation, biological process: microtubule cytoskeleton organization; mitotic cell cycle. NCBI's taxonomy places the organism in Eukaryota, Metazoa, Chordata, Actinopteri, Spariformes, Sparidae. Gene Ontology annotation, cellular component: cytoplasm; microtubule. The record is from RefSeq and is a predicted model, not a curated record.
UUCACCUCUCUGCUGAUGGAGUGUCUUUCAGUCGAGUUCGGCAAGAAGUCCAAGUUGGAGUUUGCCAUCUACCCGGCUCCUCAGGUGUCUACAGCCGUGGUGGAGCCGUACAACUCCAUCCUGACCACCCACACCACCCUGGAGCACUCCGACUGCGCCUUCAUGGUGGACAACGAGGCCAUCUACGACAUCUGCCGCAGGAACCUGGACAUCGAGCGUCCGUCGUACACCAACCUGAACCGCCUCAUCAGCCAGAUCGUCUCCUCCAUCACCGCCUCUUUGCGCUUCGACGGCGCCUUGAACGUGGACCUGACAGAGUUCCAGACCAACCUGGUGCCCUACCCUCGCAUCCACUUCCCCCUGGCCACCUACGCUCCGGUGAUCUCGGCAGAGAAGGCCUACCACGAGCAGCUCACCGUGGCCGAAAUCACCAACUCCUGCUUCGAGCCGGCCAAUCAGAUGGUGAAAUGCGACCCCCGUCAUGGAAAGUACAUGGCCUGCUGCCUGCUGUACCGCGGCGACGUGGUGCCCAAAGACGUCAACACGGCGAUCAGCAACAUUAAAACCAAGCGCUCCAUCCAGUUUGUGGACUGGUGUCCCACUGGCUUCAAGGUGGGCAUCAACUACCAGCCUCCCACUGUGGUUCCUGGAGGAGACCUGGCCAAGGUGCAGAGGGCGGUGUGCAUGCUGAGCAACACCACCGCCAUCGCCGAGGCCUGGGCCCGACUGGACCACAAGUUCGACCUGAUGUACGCCAAGAGGGCCUUCGUCCACUGGUACGUGGGAGAGGGGAUGGAGGAGGGAGAGUUCUCCGAGGCCAGAGAGGACAUGGCUGCCCUGGAGAAGGACUACGAAGAGGUCGGGAGGGACUUCCUCGAUGAAGACGAAGGAAUAGAAAUAGGGGACGAGUAUUAAUAACAGACAGACAAUCAGUUGAACUCUUCAGCUUUGCACCACACAUGACCUCAUAUAUAUUUAUUAACUCUAUAUAUAAAGGGAAUUUUUAUUUCUGCACACAUCACAGCUACAUAUAUUUAUUCUAUCUUUAUUUUAUCACAAGUCUACCUUAGUAUUCAGCAGAAUACCCUAUUUAAUAUUAGAUUUUGUUGAGUUUUACUCCUGGGUUUUAACUUUUGAACUAUUUAUGUUUGAGAUUGUACUUGUGCACAUUUUGUAUGAGGAGUCUGAGAACACAAAUUUAAAUAUGACCGUUAUGC